AUGGCGGCUGUGCUGGAAACCCUAAACGUGCCACGAGCCUCCGCUGUUCCAUCGGCAUGCUCGGCUCCGGUGGUCGGGUCCUCCGUUCGGCCCCGCGUCUCCCUCAGAUCCUCGGAUUUCAGAGGCCUGAAGAUCCAUCCUGCGCGGUCAUCAGCUCCGUUGAGCUCGAGAUUGAGGCUCGAUCGCCGUGGCGGCCGAAUCGUCUGCGAGGCGCAGGAAGCAGCUCUCGAAGUGCCUGCCGUUACAGAUUCCUCCUGGCAGUCCAAUGUGCUCCAGUCCGAUUCUCCCGUUUUGGUCGAAUUUUGGGCACCUUGGUGUGGGCCAUGCCGCAUGAUCCACCCAGUUAUCGACAAACUGGCCAAGCAAUAUGCUGGGAAACUCAAAUGCUACAAGGUUAACACGGACGAGAGCCCCUCGAUUGCUACCCAGUAUGGAGUCCGAAGCAUCCCUACCGUCAUAAUAUUUAAAAAUGGAGAGAAGAAAGAAGCAGUCAUUGGUGCAGUCCCCGAGUCGACGCUAGUAACCUGCAUUGAAAAGUUCUUGUGA
Messenger RNA from Striga hermonthica, 546 nucleotides. NCBI's taxonomy places the organism in Eukaryota, Viridiplantae, Streptophyta, Magnoliopsida, Lamiales, Orobanchaceae. The record is from the annotation of a GenBank genome assembly.